GGCUUCGGCUCGAUUGAUCUGUCGGGCGGGGUGUGAAACGUUUCUUUAGGCGGGGCCUAGCCUGUGGACUGGCUGAGGGAGUACCGUUGCAUGCGAGCAAAGACGGAGCCUCGAAGACGAUUAGUAGCUUCUCGGAGUUUGGUUUGGCAAAGGCUGUUCCUUGUCGGACCGAUGGAAGUGAAUGCCUGGACGGUUGGCUCCAAUGGCCCUACCGAGAUGUGUGGGGUGAUUCCCAAGAUUAACGGUGGGUACACGGGCGGCAAGUCGGGAUGGGGUAUUCUGGGCAAGAAGGAUGGGCGUGGGAAAAACGAGAUGGCGCGAUGGUUGUCGCCCCCUGUCUACUCUAGUGGUUCGGAAAUGCCCGUAGAUGUAAGGGAAGGGGUAUCUGUCGUCCUCCCAGAAGAAGGAACGUGGACGGAUCUAGAGCCAGCCUAUGAAACUGUGAUGCUGGAUGAAAAGGACACGUUCCUUUGGAUAGAGACGAUUUGGACUAAGAAGACCAAGGAUGAGCACGCGAUGGCACGAAGGAGGACGUUUCUUGAAGAUCGCCCCCUAGGCAUUGAGCCACCCAGGGAAGUAGAGGGCGGGAUAGAGGUUAGCCUGCUGGCCGUGAGCGAGGGUUGGCACCCGGUGGUGGAUUGGGUCGGUGUUGAACUCGUGGGAAAUAUGGUUUACUUGGUAACGAGGGUCGAGUGGCGUGCUGAUGAGCAUGGGGAGUGGAACCCAGACCCGCGGGGCCAUGUGCGUGCCGACGGGCGAUUGUAUAUGUCCGAGGAUGGGUGGCACGAGUUCGGGGUCCUGUUGGCAUCAGGGGAAGAUCCAUUAAGUAUGUUCGAAGGGGCAUGGCAGUUAGUAUGGGAGGCGGGAUUUGACUUCGCAGAUCCGGAGGCCGAUGACGUAACGGCAGACCUUAGGGUAGCCAUGGUCGGAAGUUUUGAAUUGCCCAGUGAAAAUAUUCGGAUGAGGCUGCCGCCUUUUCUGCUGGAAAGGCUAGGCGGCCUGGAACUUGUCAGACGGGCGGUGGCCGACCUCGCCAGCUUGACAUAUGAAGAAACAAUGAUACACCGAGAAUACUAUCGGGCCUUCCUAGAGAUGGGGCCGUUCAGCGGAGAACAGAAGUAUGAGGUGUUGCGAAUCCUACACGCCGCGUUUACCACUAGACCAAGGGCUCCGGUUGUAGGCAGUGAGGUUCUGUGGGGCGUCGUUCGACGGGAAAUAAGUCGGGGGAUGACGUACGUGGAUGACCUGCAUCGAUUGUAUGAGCCGACGGAGCUAGGUAAGGAGAUGGCGUCGCAAGAACAGGACGACAACCAGCAGAGCAGAGGGAGUCAGGGUACGAAUAGGGACGAGGAACAGAACGAGGGGUCGGAUCAGGAAUCAGCAAAGCCAGAAGGGACCAAAGAAGAAGGGAAGGGCCUCUCCACAGGGGAAAGUUCAGGAAAAGUUGGGGGUAGCAAAAGAGGACCCCAGGAGAAUAGGGAAGGGAGGGACGACGAAAGGGUGAGUCCUCGGAACUCCGGAGGAACCACGCCCAAGAAAACGAAAGUCUUGGAUGCACGCCGCAAAUUGGCAGAAAUAGAAAGGCGGACCGCAAAAUACAAGGCGAGACUUAUUGAACAAAUGAUGGUUGGGAAUGAAGAGGAUCUCCAGGGGGAAGGGUUACGAGAGGGACGCAGGACCAGUCAGGGCGAAGCCAGGUACGGAGCAAAAGAUAACAGCCAUAAGGGAACACCCAGCAAGAAGGGGAAGGAAAAGGGGGACUCCCCGGCUAUAGAGGCAGAAAAAGCCACGACCCCGCCGGCUAUCGACAACGGCGCUAGUCGUGUGCCCACCACGCCCAAAGCAACAAAGGGAUGCGAUGGACUCUGGAGUCUCAGAGAGAGGGUGUUAGGCUGGUUUGAUCCAGAGGGAAUACCGAAAACCGGGGAAAAGCACAAGGAAGGCAGGGAAGGAGAGGGGAAAAGUGCGGUCGGUGAGGCGGGUAGCUCUGAGGGGGGACUUAAAAGGAUAGUAGCCACCCUCACACGGGCUCUGAAUAAGAAUCAAGGGUAUCUCGCAGACGCAAAGAAGAAACUCACUUUCGAUGGGGCAAACAUCACGAAAUUCGUGAUAGAUUACGAGAACCUGGCAGCCUUACUGAAAUGGACUGAGGAAGAAAAGAUGGACCACGUAGGGCAGCACGUAUCGUUGAGCUUAGGAAGGGACAUUAUGGCUAUCGUCUCCUCUAGUGGGUCCUGGAAGGAAACCCGGAAUGAGAUGAUGAGGAAGUACCUGAAGGCGGAAAAAAUGGCGACAGAGGUUGAAUUGGCGGCGGUCCAAAGGAAAAACUAUACUACUUACAAUGACUUUCUGAGGGCAUUCACUCUAGUGGCAGUGCGAAUCCCCAGGGCCAAUUUUAUCCUAGAAGGCAAUGGGCAGGAUAGGGUAAAUAUCACCACUCGACGGGCCGGCGCAAAAAAGAAGCUUAUUCAAGAUACAGUAAAGGAAGAACUCGCAGGGACUAGCGCAGACCAGCAAGAGACCGAAGCCGGGGAACAAGAGAAGGUCUAUGGGAAAGCAAGGGAGGAGGAACUGGUAGAUAAAGUUACGGCGGCAAAGAAGAAGUUCAGGUAUCAAAUUCCAAUCCUGACUUCGCCUGAAAUCGAUGGCACCCUGAGCAAGUUGCUGGGUACCAUGGUAUCAGUGUCCUUUCAGACCAUGUUGCAAGCCAGCCCAAGACUGCUUAAAGGACUCAGGCAGUUGCUAACGCGUAAGCGCGUAGAGGUAGAGGAAACCGCGGAAUCGCAGGAGCAGGAGACGGAAGGGGCAGAGACGCCCCAAGGCGUCUCCAACCUCCAAAGAAUUCCCGGGGAUUUGGAGGACCUGGAAAAGGCCUUUGCAGACAUCUGCCUAAGCCUACCGGACCGAGAAGGGGGCGAAGUCAUGAGGGCGCCACCCGGGACGAAGCUUAGCUUCCAUGCAUUGCCCGUAGGAAAGCUGAAAGUCCAAAUGGGAACUCGCCACACUGACGCUCUUAGACCGUAUACCGCCAUGCAUACACCGGUAGGGCAAUUGCAGAUGCAAGUGACCCCUAUGGGUUUCACGAACGCAGUGGCAGAAGCGCAAAGGAGGAUGCUUGCCGUAGCAGGGGACAUGUUCCCGAAAAAAUGCGAGCCAUAUAUAGAUGAUAAUCCCAUAAAGGGCGCGCGAGACAAAGAUGAGACGGAGGUCGAGUCAGGCGUACGGAAGUUCGUUUGGGAUCACCUACAGGAUAUCAAGGAUCUACUCCAACGAUUCUUGGUUUAUAACAAUAUUACCGCAAGUGGACCAAAGAGUAUUCUGGCCGUCCCAGAAGUGACCAUAUUGGGGUUUCGAUGUGGGGCCUAUGGAAGGAAGCCUGACCCGGCAAAAACUGAUAAGAUCUCUCAAUGGCCGACGCCCCUGCGCACCACGACGGAAGUACGAGCCUUCCUAGGGGUGGUCGGGUUCUGGAGGAUCUUCAUCAAAGGAUUCGCAAAGAUAGCGGAGCCUAUCCGCGCGAUGAUUAGAGAAGGUGGCACUAUGGAAUGGACCGAGGAUAGAGAAGUGGCAACCCAGACCCUUAAAGACAUCUUGUCUUCCGAUCAGGUCACCCUAGCAGCACCCUGUUUCAACGACGAGGUAGGACGGCCCUUCAUCUUAGAAACAGAUGGGGGACCGCUAGCAGUUGGAGGAGUACUGAUACAGAAAAGCGAGGAAGGCAAGGAAAGGCCAAUCAGAUUUGAAAGUAGAACCUUGAAUUCGGCAGAACGGCGGUACUCACAGUUCAAGAAAGAGGUCUUAGCGAUCCUGCAUUGUCUUAAGACCUUCCAAGCGUACCUGUUUGGGAGGCGGUUUAUCCUGAGGAUCGAUCCAACCAAUGUCGUCGGGGCACUAAAGAACUAUAAGCCUAUAGACCCAACCGUCGGGAGAUGGAUAGGCUUCAUAUGGCAAUUCGACUACAAGAUGUAUGAGGGCGUCUUCAGGGAAAUCGGCCUAGUGCUUAUAGGAAACAAGCAGCCCACGGAAGUCAGCCCCAAGGCAAGGGAGAAAGCCGAAAAGUAUGUUUUAAGGAACGACCACCUGUUCAAGAAGGAAGAGGGGAUGAUGCCUAGACGAGUCGUGUGCGGAAGGUCUAGGCAGUUAGACAUAAUCCAGGCAAUGCACGAUGGACUAGCUGGAGGUCAUAGGUCAUCCAAAGGGACCCUUGCGAAAAUCGCACCACUCUACUUCUGGCCAGGUAUGGCAGGUAUGGUGGCAACGUACUGCCAGACAUGCCUGAUAUGCCAGGAAAGGAGUUCCGCACGUGUCUUCGAGCCCCUUAGACCUACCCGGGUACUAGGGCCGGGGCACUUAGUCCACCUCGACCUUGCGGUCAUGCCGGUGUCUACGGGUGGAUGGUACAUCAUGGAUGCAAGGGAUAACCUCAGUGGCUACGUAGAGGCUGUAGCACUCAAGAGAAAGACAGGGAAGGGAGUGGCCGAUUGGAUAGAGGAUUUCUACCUAAGACACCCCUUUGUGCGCAGGUUCAUAGCAGAUAAUGGGACGGAGUUCGUCAAUCAGGAGGUAUUGAGCAGGCUUAAGACCUUGCACGUACCCAUAAAGAUCAUUGAGCCAUAUCACCCUGAGGCAAAUGCACCGGUAGAAAGGGGGCAUCAGACUUUGAAGAACACAAUCGCCAAGCUGGCAGUGGAUGAUUUGGGAAAUUGGCCACGGUUCCUUAAGCAGGCAGUUUUCUCAGAGAACAUGACACCGAAAAGGACGACAGGGUGCAUUCCAGCAGAACUUUGGUAUGGGAGGGAGAUUGAUUUUCCGGUGGAAGCCUUAAUCCCCACCUGGAACAGGCUAGAUGAUGAUCCACAUCUGUCCACGGAAGAGUCAAUCGUCGCACGUUGUCAACAGGUCAUCAGGAAUGAGGAGGCACUCGAGGAAGUGGUUAACCGUGUGAUGGAUAGUCGGAUGAGGGACAAAGCAAGGUGGGACCAGGUGAAGAAUAUCCGGAAGGAGCCGCUCCAAGUAGGGGAAAAGGUGCUAGUUAGGAACUCGGCCCUUGAGAGCACGUGGUCUGGGCAGCUGGGGAAGAGGUUCAAAGGGCCCUACAGGAUCGCUAAGCGUGUCGGGGACCACGUGAGACCAAAAGAAGAAGCGGUACCGGCGGGACAAAGUGUCGGGGACCGCGUAAGAUCGAAAGAAGAUGUGGUACCGGCGGGACAAAGUGUCGGGGACCACGUGAGACCAAAAGAAGAAGCGGUACCGGCGGGACAAAGUGUCAAUGACCAUGCGAGACCAAAAGAAGAUGUGGUACCGGCGGGACAAAGUGUCGGGGACCACGUGAGACCAAAAGAAGAUGUGGUGUCAACGGGACAAAGUGUCGGGGACCACGUGAAACCAAAAGAAGAUGUGGUGCCAGCGGGACAAAGUGUCGGGGACCUCGUGAGACUAAAAGAAGAUGUGGUGCCGGUGGGACAAAGUGUCGGGGAUCACGUGGGGGACGAACAAAGGUGCGGCAUCAAUGGGGUAAGUGCCGAGGGCUACAUGGCACCAAUGGGACCGGUGUCGGGAACCAUGAGGGGCUAAGCAAAAAAAUAAUGAGUACGGUACUAGCACGGGACAAGUGUCGGGGACUAGUGUCGGGGACUAGUGUCGGGGACUAGUGUCGGGGACUAGUGCGGGGCAAGUGGCGGGGACCUGUGGCGUCCCAAGGGAAAAUUGCGGCAAGGUGUGUGGUGUAAAAAAAAAAUAAAAACAAGUUGCGCCGUCAAGAUCAGAGAUCUUAGCGGCCAAAUUUAUUAGCACCACUAGUGCAAGCACUAGUGGGAGCAAGUGGGAAGGCGAAAAGAAAAAUAAAAAGUAAAAGAACAG
Messenger RNA from Chara braunii, 5859 nucleotides. NCBI's taxonomy places the organism in Eukaryota, Viridiplantae, Streptophyta, Charophyceae, Charales, Characeae. The record is from the annotation of a GenBank genome assembly.